AUGCGGACUCUGCAGCGUCUAAUGCGGAACGCAAAGCUAUUGCUCGCUAGUACCUCGCGAGACAGCGACGAGGCAUCGAAUCACAAGCCAUUCGCAUCUGAGAUCGACAGCAUACUAUUGACAGCACUAUUGGUCUUGAAACCUCGACAGGCUCGUGUGUUGUUGAAAGGUGCUGGCCUGAGCCGUUACGGCUUGCUCAACUCUGCGGAGAAAUACCUCGUUCGUGAAGAUCUCGAUCGCUAUUUCCAGAAUGAGAAGGCAGCGAGUAAGAGCGAACGCUCAGCACGAACACCCGGCCCCUCGUACAUAGUGCUCGCAAGUCCGGGGCGUGCAGGAGCAAGAGUUUCGGGGAGCUGCUCCGAGAUCGUAAGGUUCGUCUUCGGCAUGGAUGAACUUCGCCAUUGCACGGAACCACUGCUCAAGGUCUUCGACCAGAUCCCUCGCCGAAAGGCUGGCUCAACGGCGCCGAAGGGUUUCUGUGGUGGGUUCGUGUUGCAGCUUAUGAGCGCUAAGCAGAACUCGGAGCUGCUGGAGAAUAUUGGCGGGCCAGGGUCACAAACCAAGCCAAGAGGUAUGAACAAGCCGCGUCAGCCGUGGAAAGGGGACGAAGGCCACGACUUGGGCCGGCGCAUUCUGCAGCGAAGGCAUCCCAGAGGACAAUCAUUAUCAUGGCACAAUGCUGCUAGGAUCAAUGCGUGUGUGCUGACAGGCUACCGGUCUGAUGGGCCCAGGCGCAAGGGCCGACGGAGCCUUGUGGUUCAGGAGGCUUGCACGACUUCGCGUUCGGGACCUGGACCGGACAGAGAGCAAGCAUUAGAUGGGCACAUCGACUACUGUAUUCAUGCCUGUGGAGCAAAAUCUUCAGCAGGCAUUCGAAGGGCCUUUUGGCCACGGAACAGGCAGGCCCGAUCGAAGGCGCGGCUAAGCAGACACCCGCGCGAACAUGCGGCAGGAGAUAUACCGACAUGCUGUCCUUCCGCGAAUCAUUACUUUCAAUGGCCCAAGCCCGGUGUGGAACUUGAUUCUAAAUUUCUGGGACUUGAUCUUCUGGCCGGCUCCAGCAUCCCUUUACCAGCCCGGUCGGUGGAAAAGUGGGGCUCCUCUUGGGUCUCGCAACUUUCGCCCGCCGUAGAGCUCACAGACCGCUCGGAGACAGUACGGCCAGCCUGCGGGCGCUAA
Pseudocercospora fijiensis CIRAD86 is the source of this 1179-nucleotide messenger RNA. RefSeq lists its product as uncharacterized. The record is from RefSeq and is a predicted model, not a curated record. NCBI's taxonomy places the organism in Eukaryota, Fungi, Ascomycota, Dothideomycetes, Mycosphaerellales, Mycosphaerellaceae. The transcript is spliced from 13 exons. Bases 1 to 1179 code for a protein of 392 amino acids.